CCCAUAAUCAAAAGAAAACCAGUGGGUUGUUUUUGUUUGUCAGUUUUUGGUUGAUUUUCUUUCGUUACCCCUGCCCUGUUUCGUAGGGGGUGGUUUUCCUAUGAUUGUUUUUAAUAUGUUAGUUUUCCAUCUUUAUACCGAGUUUGAUCUUUUCUCCAAACCCUUGUUCUGGAUCGAAUCAAUUCACUAUCUUUUCCGUUUGAUUUCUUUUCAUUCUCUUUCCGUUUAGAUUGAGUCAUUGGAUUCUUUUUAUUUUUCUUAUUUUCUCCUGCGAAGAUCUCUUGUUUUGGUUGAUUUCUGGCCCUACCUGCAAAAAACCGUGACUUUGCCCUUCAUAAAACCAUAACUGUAGCUUUUAUUUGCUUUUAUUUUAUCUUGUUACUUUAACUCUUUUCUUUCUUAGGAAACUCCAUUACAUAAGCCCAUCAAACAGAAAGACGGGAACUUCUGGGUAUCUAAUGAGGCAUCUUUGGCUGAUUGGAUUGCUGGGUUGUCUGUGUUAUUGUGUUGUUGUUGAUGGUCUAGGUGUGAAUUGGGGCACAAUGGCUUCACACAAACUGCCACCAAAGACUGUGGUGCAGAUGUUGAAAGAUAAUGGGAUAAAGAAAGUGAAGCUGUUUGAUGCAGAUUUAAGCACCAUGAGUGCUCUUACAGGCAGUGAUAUUGAGGUCAUGAUUGCUAUUCCUAAUGAUCAGCUUGCGGUAAUGAAUGAUUAUAACCGUGCUAAGCAGUGGGUGAACAAGAAUGUCACACGUUACAAUUUCAAUGGAGGAGUUAACAUCAAAUAUGUGGCAGUUGGGAAUGAACCUUUCCUGAGUUCCUACAAUGGAUCAUUCAUAAACAUCACAUUCCCAGCUCUUCAGAACAUUCAAAAUGCACUUAAUGAAGCCGGAGUUGGAGACUCCAUCAAGGCUACAGUACCCUUAAAUGCUGAUGUCUAUAAUUCCCCUGCUAGCAACAAUGUUCCAUCUGCUGGACAGUUCAGAAAUGAUAUCAGUGGAAUUUUGACCCAGAUUGUCAACUUUCUUGCUCAGAAUAAUGCACCUUUCACUGUUAAUAUCUAUCCUUUCCUCAGUCUCCAUGAAAAUGACAACUUCCCUUUUGAUUAUGCUUUCUUUGAUGGAGCAACCCCGAUUGUUGAUAAUGGGAUUCAAUACACCAAUGUUUUUGAUGCCAACUUUGACACCUUGGUUUCAGCUUUGAAAAGCGUAGGGCAUGGGGACAUAACCAUUUUGGUGGGGGAGGUUGGUUGGCCAACAGAUGGGGACAAGAAUGCUAAUAUAGGUAAUGCUUAUAGAUUUUAUAACGGGCUCUUACCUAGACUUGCAGCCAAUAGAGGCACCCCACUAAGGCCUGGAUCUAUAGAAGUUUAUUUGUUCAGUCUUCUUGAUGAGGAUGCCAAGAGCAUUGCUCCAGGAAGUUUUGAGCGUCAUUGGGGAAUCUUUAGGUAUGAUGGACAGCCUAAAUUCGGCAUAGAUCUUUCUGGUCAGGGUCAAAACAAGCUCCUUAUUGGUGCACAGAAUGUGCAAUAUCUUCCUCAGAAAUGGUGCAUGCUUAAUCCAAAUGCCAAGGACCUGAGCAAGCUCCCAGAUAACAUUCAAUUUGCUUGCGAGAACUCAGAUUGCACAGCACUUGAAUAUGGGUCUUCCUGCAACGGCUUGGAUACUAAUGGAAAUGCUUCCUUUGCAUUUAAUAUGUACUACCAGGUCCAGAAUCAGGGUGAUUUGGCCUGUAAUUUUCAAGGUCUGGCCACAGUUACUACACAGAAUCUUUCAACAGGGAGCUGCAAUUUCUUAAUUCAGAUAGUUUCUUCUUCUUCUUCCUCUAUAGGUCCAUCACUGAUGGGGUUAGCAUUUCUAACAUUGUUAACAUCAUUAUUGCUAUAAAUUUGACUCUUUAGAUACCUCUGUUGUACUAUUUAUGUGGUUGAUUUUUCUAUCUUAUUUACUACUAUAUGUCACAGAUUCUUGGCUUAUUGAUUUUGUUGGCAUUGAUUCAAUAAAAUCCCAAUGUUGAU
Rubroshorea leprosula is the source of this 2017-nucleotide messenger RNA. The record is from the annotation of a GenBank genome assembly. NCBI's taxonomy places the organism in Eukaryota, Viridiplantae, Streptophyta, Magnoliopsida, Malvales, Dipterocarpaceae.